GAUGGUGUCCCGGAAGGCUGUGGUGGUUCUGCUGCUGGUGCAUGUGGCUGCCAUGCUGGCCUCCCAGACAGAAGCCUUCGUUCCCAUCUUCACCCACAGUGAGCUCCAGAAGAUUCGGGAAAAGGAGCGCAACAGAGGUCAAAAGAAGUCCCUGGUUUUACAAAAGAGGUCUGAGGAAGUGGGGCCUCUGGACCCUUUGGAGCCCGCAGAGGAAGACGAAAACCAAGUUAUCAAGCUGACUGCUCCUGUGGAAAUUGGAAUGAAGAUGAACUCCAGGCAGCUGGAAAAGUACCGGGCCGCCCUGGAAGGGCUGCUGAGUGAGGUGCUGCUGUCCACCCAGAAUGAUGAGUGACAGCCUGCUCCAGGGAGAAGGUGGAGAAAAACCAGGAGCCCCCCUCCCACCUGCGGAAGGCCCUGAAAUCUGCAUGCCCCACAGCCGGGCUCCGAAGGAAAAUGCUCUCUCCCAGGCAAGCCCCCCUCCAGCAAAUAAAGCAGGAAAUCUACAGAAACGACUCUUUUUAAUAUUUUAAUCUGCAAAGGUCAAACUCAGGUCAUUCCAUAAAGGGGGAAAAGAAAUAAAGCUCAGAGGGAACUGGCCAUAAAUGGUGGUACGUACAGGAGCAAAACGUGAGCCUUUAAUAAAUUCCAUGUUCAAAUAUGAAGUCAGACCCACAGAACUGGAAGAUUUGUGCCCCUGAGGAAAGAUGGCAUUUUCUGCCCAACACACCAGUCAGUAUUAGAGCAAGGACUAGAAUUCAGGUCUCCUGAACCCCGGUCUACUUUCUGUUUAUUGAUAAGCUUGAGGUCUAAUGGGCCAGAGUUGUA
This is a messenger RNA of Callorhinus ursinus (northern fur seal), 825 nucleotides long. It is a transcript of the gene MLN, whose product is annotated as motilin. Lineage: Eukaryota; Metazoa; Chordata; Mammalia; Carnivora; Otariidae. Gene Ontology annotation, cellular component: extracellular region. Gene Ontology annotation, molecular function: hormone activity; motilin receptor binding. The record is from RefSeq and is a predicted model, not a curated record.